AUGAUAAAAGGUGGAUUCUCGUCAGAUAUUGCGCCACUGUAUACAUUCUUGAUAGUUUGUCCGGAUUUAACGACUUUCCCAUGGGAAGUAGUUCCGAUAUUCGGCGACAGCCCUUAUGUAGCUCGUAUUCCGUCAGUACACGCUCUAUUCCAAACACUUCGCAAAAGCACUCAGGUGCCGGUUGAAGUGAAUGUUCACAAUGCGUUUUAUGUGCUUGACCCUGACAAUAACUUGGGCGACACAAGAAGACGUAUAACGGAUUACGUGUCCAAGUUUGGCUGGGAAGGAGUUGUAGGCAAGAUUCCUUCGAUAACCGAAGUAACCGAUGCUUUGUCGCAGAGGGAUGUGUUUUUGUGA
Messenger RNA from Cooperia oncophora, 357 nucleotides. The record is from the annotation of a GenBank genome assembly. NCBI's taxonomy places the organism in Eukaryota, Metazoa, Nematoda, Chromadorea, Rhabditida, Trichostrongylidae.